This is a messenger RNA of Scaptodrosophila lebanonensis, 633 nucleotides long. RefSeq lists its product as uncharacterized. The transcript has 4 exons. The record is from RefSeq and is a predicted model, not a curated record. NCBI's taxonomy places the organism in Eukaryota, Metazoa, Arthropoda, Insecta, Diptera, Drosophilidae. The coding region runs from base 30 to 461 and encodes 143 amino acids.
UGUAAAAAUAAUUUCUUAAAAGCAAUACAAUGUUGAAGCUCAGCUUUUAUAUGGUUGCUUGUGUCUUGCUUUCUCCGUACUCUGUGUUCGGCCAAGUCUUUAUAAGUGGACCAUGUCCAAGGCCGCAAUCCCUAGUACACAAUAUUCCUGCGUUCAGUGCCGAAGUCUAUUAUAAAGGCCUGUUUUCAGAAGCCCCCUUGACUUUAGAACCGGUUAAUUACCCUUGUGAACCCGCGGGCUUGUUUUUACAUUCGUCUUCUGACAAUGUCAUUGGAACGGAUAAUAGGAGUUAUUUCUUGAUCUUUAUGUGCGUUUAUGACCAACAAUUCAACCAUCACCUUGCACAUGCAAUGCUCUAUACGGUAGAUAUGAUAUCCAGUCCGGUCGUUCACGAAGCUGUUAAAAAUGACCUUUAUAGAAAUAAUCUAAAUCUCAACUAUUAUUACCCAAUGUGUGUAUAAUGAUUUUAUGUUGAUUUGUUACACUAUAUAUUACGUUUUAUCCUUCGCCUUCGUUAUUCAAUCGUUUUAAAGAUCUGCUCCCAUAUUGAUUAAUUAUGAUUUGAAAAGUGCACUAUCUGUUUCAGUAUUGUUCCCUAUUCGAUUUAAUAAAACAAACCAAAUAAUGAAAACA